AUGAUGCUUCACAGCCAGAGUUGCAGUUCCAUGGAAUUAGGGCAAGAAAGUUUCCAGAGCUCAAUGCACAACCACACCUGCUCACCAAGUAAGCUUCGAAAUCCCCAAUGUCCUUUCAGAACUAGGGCCUUUCUAGAAUUUAACUUUACUCACCACAAUCACGGCUUAGCAAGAAGGCAACUGUACCCUGUUCCUUAUGCCUUGUCCACUCCUCAAAAUAUUAACCAUGUUGUGACUUCACGAGCUCAGAAGCAGAAUUCGAGAGGUCCUAGGGCUUUUGUAGGGUUUAAGCUUCAGUGUGAUUCGGAAACAUUGGUUUUGCCCACAAAAGGUUCUUCAAUUAAUGGUAAGAAGAAGGCGUAUGGUGGCGUAUUGCCUUCGAUUUUGCGGUCUUUACAGUCCGAAAACGAUGUUGAAAAGACCCUUAAUUCGUGUGGCGAAAAUUUGAAUCCAAAAGAACAGACUGUGAUUCUCAAAGAACAGAAAAGGUGGGAAAGAGUUGUGCGUGUUUUCGAUUGGUUCAAGUCACAAAAGGAGUAUGUACCCAAUGUAAUACACUAUAAUGUGGUUCUUCGAAAGCUGGGUAGGGCUCAGAAAUGGGAUGAAUUAAGGCUUUGUUGGAUUGAAAUGGCGAAAAAAGGUGUCCUACCGACGAACAAUACAUAUGCAAUGCUCGUUGAUGUGUAUGGGAAAGCAGGCCUUGUGAAAGAAGCGCUUUUGUGGAUCAAGCACAUGAAACUAAGGGGAAUGUUCCCGGAUGAUGUUACAAUGAAUACGGUUGUUAAGGCCUUGAAGGAUGCAGGGGAGUUUGAUAGGGCAGAUAAGUUUUAUAAGGAUUGGUGCAAUGGCAAGAUUGAGCUCAAUGAACUUGAUUUAGAUUCUAUGGGUGAUUCUGCGAAUGAUUCUGGCUUAGAGCCUAUUAGUUUUAAGCAUUUCUUGUCCACUGAGCUUUUCAAGACAGGUGGGAGAAUUCCCACUUCAAAGAUGAAGGCCUCAUCGGAUACAGAGAACCCUAUCCGAAAACCACGGCAAACAUCGACAUAUAAUGCUUUGAUUGAUUUGUAUGGGAAGGCAGGACGUCUUGAUGAUGCAGCUAAUGUGUUUGGAGAAAUGAUGAAAUCUGGUGUGGCAAUGGAUGCUAUUACAUUCAAUACUAUGAUCUUUACUUGUGGAAGUCAUGGGCAUUUGUCAGAAGCGGAAGCUUUGCUUAGUAAGAUGGAAGAAAGGGGAAUAUCUCCUGAUACAAGAACUUAUAACAUUCUUCUGUCUCUGUAUGCUGAUGCAGGGAACAUUGAUGCUGCUCUGAACUGUUAUAGGAAAAUCAGAGAGGUGGGUCUUUCCCCAGAUAUUGUAUCUCACAGGACAGUUCUUCAUGUAUUAUGUGAGAGAAACAUGGUCCAAGAUGUGGAAACUGUGAUUCGGAGUAUGGAGAAAUCUGGUGUGCGAAUUGAUGAGCAUUCUGUUCCUGGUGUCAUCAAGAUGUAUAUUAUGAGGGACAGCUUGAUCAGGCGAAGUUUUUUUUAG
This is a messenger RNA of Prunus armeniaca (apricot), 1524 nucleotides long. Lineage: Eukaryota; Viridiplantae; Streptophyta; Magnoliopsida; Rosales; Rosaceae. The record is from the annotation of a GenBank genome assembly.